Molecule: messenger RNA, 4687 nt
Organism: Rhopilema esculentum
Lineage: Eukaryota; Metazoa; Cnidaria; Scyphozoa; Rhizostomeae; Rhizostomatidae
Product: origin recognition complex subunit 4
Biological process (GO): DNA replication initiation; DNA replication
Cellular component (GO): nuclear origin of replication recognition complex; nucleus
Molecular function (GO): DNA replication origin binding
Source: RefSeq, a predicted model, not a curated record
UGCGAAUGAAUAGGAGGCAUUCCUAGCGGGAAUGUUGGGAAUUCAAAAUUCGAAUGGAUAGGCCCACGUCUUUGCUGUAUUUAGAUACUUGAAAAUGAAGAGAAGCUCGCGACGGAAAUCCAAAGCUCCAGAUACUAAAUGUUUUAAGGAAGAGACAAGCAAGCAAGAAGCUGUUGUUGAUCAAGAUGAAGUAGAUCCAUCUGAUCUGAAGUUAGCAAGGGUGCUGCUAAAAAGAAGACUUUUUGGGAUGGAUGUUCCCUCGAAAUUUUGGUUGAGUUUUGGCUUAGAAAACCAGAAGAGGCAGCUGAUAGAUGUUUUUGAGCAAUGUGUCAAAUUUGGAGAAAGCAAUUCUGCUUUAGUUAUUGGCCCUAGAGGAAGUGGAAAGACAAAGCUGAUUGAAGCUGCCCUUCAUGAUUUAGAAGAAUCAUCAGAAAAUUAUUUUGUUGUAUUUUUAAAUGGUUUGUUGCAAACAGAUGAUAGGACCUCGUUGCAAGAAAUUGCGAGGCAGUUGAAGCUUGAAAACGUUAUUGGAGAUCAAGUGUUUGGAUCCUUUGCGGAGAAUCUGGCUUUUAUUUUGGAUUCCUUUCGUAGUGGUAGCGAAGAAACCCGUUCUGUCAUAAUGAUUCUCGACGAGUUUGACUUAUUCGCACAACAUAAAAACCAAUCACUUAUAUACAAUCUUCUUGACGUCUCCCGUAACAAAGAAACGCCAAUCGCCGUGGUUGGAGUCACUUGUAGAUUGGAUGUCAUAGAGCUGUUAGAAAAACGAGUUAAAUCAAGAUAUUCUCAUCGGAGCAUUUUAACAUUCAGUCAGAUUGACUUUGAAGAUUACAUAACUAUGCUUAGAUCCAUGCUGAUGCUUCCAGCUGAUUUUCAGUCACGCAAAUUCAGAGACAGUUGGAAUAAGUACAUGGCGGUUCUAGCAACUGACAGAGCUAGCCGGGAAGUCAUCAGGAAACAUUUUAACAAGUCAAAAGAUAUUCGUUCUUUGUCCAUGUGUCUAGCACAAGCAGUUUGCAAAGUUUCUACCCAAUCUCCUUUCGUUACCUCUGAAAUUCUUGUGAAUGUUUUUAAAGGACAAGAGAAUGAUAGCAAGCAACUAAUCUUGAAUGGCUUGUCUGUAUUGGAGCUCUGUCUUAUUGUUGCAAUGAAGCAUAUUCGUGAUAGAAGAAGCGGGGAAGCAUUCAACUUUGAUAUGAUAUAUAAAGAAUACGAGUCUUUUGUAUUAAAACGAAGCACAACAACUCAAAAAUUCGACAAAAGGGUUGCAAUGAAGGCUUUUGAGCAUCUUCUUGCUGUUGAACUCGUCAAACCGGUGCACAGCGUCAGUCAGUCGUCCCUGCCGAAGGAGUUCCAGCAUAUGAUGCUGCUGGUCGAUGACAGUCAAAUCAACGAAGUUUUCUCUUCGUAUCAAGGUUGUCCAACUGAUUUGAAGCACUGGGCAUCAACUGAAUUUGCCUGAUUAUGGAUCCCUUGCGCUGCCUUCUUUCACAUCUCUCUCUCUUAUCCAUCAAAUUGAACUUGUAGAUCAUGUGCACCAUGCUACGGGUUUAAAUUCGUUUACAGGUCAGUUUGCCUGUGACAUGCGCAGUAGUCCUCGGGGAUUCUUUUGAGUUAUUGGAAUAAUUUCAAAAGAUUUAUUUGUAAAUUUUUUGCCAUUUUUAUCAAUGGCUCUUUAAGUUUUCUUUCGGAUGAUGAUCUUAUUUGGAAGUAUCCCGUAUGUAAACUUUACAAACUUCCAAAUUUUUCAAACUAAGACAUCUUCAGCAAUCUAAGAAUUUUUUUAGUUUAGUGUCGUUAUAAGUAUAUCUCCAAAUUUUCCUCAUUUAUCCAUCAUUGAAGCAUUUUAGGAACUUACUUAUGACAUACAAGAACCAAUAUACCUUACGCAAAGCUUCCAGAGUCUUACAUCUCCUAAAAUACAAAUUUUCUCUAAUUUGAAAAAUCUAUUUUAUAUGAUACGAUAAGACAUAUGACUAGUAUGGUAAUGAAAAUAAAUCUUUACCGGUCUGUCAAAAAUGCCCAAUGCCGUAUAGGCCAGAGCUGUACACGCUAUUUGGUGCAUAGAACAGGUUGCCACUCCGAGUUUCACGCUUAAUGCGGUCAUCAGGGAGCUGUCCAAAGUAUAAGAUUUCAAUUCUUUCGAGAAGUAAGAUUCAGAAUCCAAGAUGGGACCAAACAAAUUUGCUUCAGAAUCAACUGAUUGAUGACAGCAUAGAUAACAGCAAGAUCAGUAAUGAAUCCAUGAAUCUGCUUUAUAUUCAAAAGCAAUUGCAUGAUUUAGUAGUGGUAUGUCUUAUUUAAGAGCAAAUUUUGAGUACUUUCAGUUGACGUAUAAAAUAACUUAUUUUGCCAACGUCAGCGUGUAUAGUUAUCCUAAAGAGUAACUAAAUGAGCUGGAAUUUACUAUAAAUGCGCUAAAUUACAUUGAAACAAAUACGUUUAUUCGAUAAUAUUUGAUUAUGCUUGGCAAUAAAUCAUCAUCAUAAUCAUAAUGUACUUAUGUAAUGCGACAGCAAUGACGGAAAGGCAAUCUCUUCACAGAGUGACUCUUCACCCCGUGCCACUAGCUAUUUUACAAGUAUUGAAGAAGUAGCAUAUAGUUUAGAUUAUUUACAAUACGAAAGCUAACUUUAAGGAAGAAAACAAAUGCAGUUUAUUCCAGUGCUGAGCUGAAAGUUUCAUUUUGCUUUAAUACGUAAAUUAUUGCGCAUUUAUGUAGAAAAUUUCAUGGCACCCUCGGCUUUUUAUUUUUUGCAAGCAGUCAAUUUGGUGGAGUUCUGCAAACACCUUUUCCUGAAACUUCACACAGGCACGGGAUGGUGCGAAAUGCCAGGCUCUGCGUUGGCGCCCCUUCAUUGGCAACCAGUCUAGUGUACCCAGCGUAACCAGCUCGAAAGACUGGGAUGGGAUAAAAAAAAUUCGACCACGCCCUUCACAUACUCUGAAAACGUAGGAAACGCCUUCGAAUUUUUGGAAUUGCAAAUUUUUAAGCAGCAUUUUUCAUAAGAGGGGCUUUUUUAAAAGAACAAAAAUCGAAUACGAUCUGAUCAACCCCACUCCCCAAGGGUUUUUCGACAGAUUUCGAGAAACUAUAAAAUUGAUCUUUUGGAAAGCUGCGAUCCACAUGCCCACCCCAGUCCAUCCCGUGGCGACCCCACUGAGUGUACCCUUUCUUUCUCUUUGGCGUAGCAGCCUAGAAGAAAACCAACAGUAGCAUCUUGAGCCUUAUGCAAUCUUUUCAAGAGGCGCGACGGAAAAGGCUGAAAGAGAACGUCUACAAAGACUACUUUGACGAAACGAUGAGCAGCUCAGCAAUCUGUUUUCAAUUUGAAUGGAAUGAGAUUUGUUUGUAGCAUGGACAUUAAAUAUCAUAGAAGCAUGAAGAAGUUACUUCAAUCAUAAAGUAUUCCCACGAAGUUAGGUAUCACUUGGACUUGGCCAGGUUAGGUAUCAAUUUUUGCCGCGAAUUUUGCAGGUCGAAUAAUUGCUGCCGUUUUUAUUUCGAGAAGUUUGAAGCAUGCCAGUUUUGCCGAAGUGAGCCGUUUAGAAGGCCCUGUUCACACGAUACCGGAUUAAUUUCGUAUCGGAUCACUUUUCAUGUCGGAUAGGCCUUCUGUUCAAACGAUGACGCUUUAAUCCGAUACGCUCCGUAUCGUUUUUGCGGAGUCAAACCAUUCUGCUGCGAAUGUGGAAUGGAAUCAUAUCGGAUCGCUUUUGAGCUCGUGUGAACGCAUGAAUCCGAUACGGUUUCGCUCCAGAACCUCUGUUUCGAAAAAGCAGCUUCGUUUUCUCGGUUUUUAAAAACAGUUUGGCACUCUUUUCAAGACACAAACUCACAGUGGAUCGCAGUUACACAAUAAAUAUGUUCCUUGCGAUGAUGAUGAGCUUCACAAGAUUAAUGCAAAGGAAAAUUAGAUUGUUUGAAAAUUGAUUUCGAAAUACUUCUUCUUCAAAACUAAACAGCGUAUCAGUUCCGUCACGUCAAAGAUUUCAAUCAGUCAGAAAAAGAGCGAAACAAAAAACACAUUUCACGUUGCUAUGCAACUGCUUCAAGACAAUGGAUUUUAUGGAGCAGUGUUGAAGCGUAGCUUCAUCGUGUGAACCACAUAAUAGAAAAUCUCUAUGCUGUGUGUGAACAGGAGUGAAUUCGAUACGAAAUUAAACCGGUAUCGUGUGAACAGAGCUUGAUUUUCGUAUCGGAUUGGGUCAGUGAAUCCGAUAUGAAAUGAAUCCGGUAUCGUGUGAACAAGCCUUAGAUGAGACUAUAAGAACCAUCGAGCCAAGAAAUCAGAACACGCUUAUCAAAUUUUGUACUUUCUUUUACUGCCGAAUCUCCAAACACAAGCCUGUAAAACCCUCGUAAAUUCAGUGGUUUUACAACACACCAGAAUGCCUCUCUCUCCCCGACUCUUUUCGGAAAACCUCCUCAAAAAUGAACUUAUGGCCCCUUAUUUUGAACAAAUAUUUGCAGAUAUAGAAUCAGUGAUGUAUACUGCCUAAUAAAAAGCCUUUCGGAAAAUUUUUCAUGUAAGUAGCACUUUAAAAUACCUCAUAUAUUUUAGUAGGAAUUGGUUUAUGAUAAUUAAAUUAGAUAUUAUAUUACCAAAAGUAUGAUUAUUCAAUAAAGUAUUUUUGUGGUUAUUCAAUAAAAUGCAAAAGGCAACCAACCUCAAAUGGCAAAAAC